CUGUUGGUGGUGAGUUGCGUGGUCGUCUCACGUGGGAGUCCAUGGCGAGGAGGAGGUUGUGAGAGGAGGAGAAUAUAUAGGAGGUCGGCGUAGUGAAUGGGGGAAGACAUUGUGAAUGGGCGGUGGAUCGGCGACAAGGAGAUUGCAUUGUGCGGGGUGUCGACGAAAAUUGGGGUGCACAUUGUGGAGGUUCAUGAGUCUUCGCGGAGGCCGGGGGUCGGAACGGUGAAUGGAAUUUGGACGGAAAUGCUAAUUGCGGUCAGCCCUCUCCAUUUACGUCUUCUCCUCGAUUUCCUACCUCCCGGGGGUGUACUUCUGAAAACUGGAGCGUGGGGUUGGAUUGGCCGCAGCCGGAGAGCUAACGCCGGCACCCCGGAAACCAUCACCCACAAUUGCAAGCCCCCUCUUCCCCACACUCGAUCGCGCCAUAUUCGCUGGCAGUAUCCGCUCCGCAGUGUAGCGACCCAAUUAAAUCCAUGCUGUCUUCGUACGAACUGCGCAGACAUGGGAUUAUCGUCCCCGUCGUUGGAAAAUGCGGAUCCAGCCCCAUAGCCCAUACGUUCCCUCCGACCCCGACAUAGACUCUCAUCGGAGUAGGGGAAGCUCGGGAAGUCGGAUCGGAACCUAGGUUGUCCGCCAGGCUCUUUUGAUUCAGCUUCACGUCGCCUUACCCCUCAUGGUUUUAUACC
Molecule: messenger RNA, 689 nt
Organism: Trematosphaeria pertusa
Lineage: Eukaryota; Fungi; Ascomycota; Dothideomycetes; Pleosporales; Trematosphaeriaceae
Exons: 1
Coding region: 97-552 (151 amino acids)
Source: RefSeq, a predicted model, not a curated record